ACCACCGCCGCCACGAUGUUCACCAUUAAUUGCCCCAACACCACCACCACCGCCAUCAAUUGUGCCACCGCCGCCAUCAAUGGCACCACCACAGCCAAUGGCACCACUGCCAAUGGCACCACCACAACUGCCAUUAAUCGCGCCACCACCGCCGCCACCAAUUGCACUGCCUCCAGCGCCACCAACUGCACUGCCUCCAUCGCCACCAACUGCACCACCACCUCCACAGAAUGCAGCACCACUGUUGCUGCCACCAACUGCACCGCCUCUAGCACCACCAACUGCACCGCCGCCCGCACCACCAACUGCACUGCCACCAACUGCACCACCGCCACCAUUGUCACCGCCACCAACUGCACCACCGCCACCAACUGCACCGCAUGCAAUGCCACCAACUGCACCACCACCGCCACCAACUGCACCACCGCCACCAUUGUCACCGCCACCAACUGCACCGCCUGCAACGCCACCAACUGCACCACCACCACCACAUAAUGCACCACCACUGUUGCCGCCACCAACUGCACCGCCGCCAGCACCACCAACUGCACCACCACCACCACCACCGAAUGCACCACCAUUGUCACAGCCACCAACUGCAUCGCCUGCAAUGCCACCAACUGCACAACCACUGCCGCUAACGCCACCAACUACACCACCACCGCCACCAACUGCACCACCACCACCACCGAAGGCACCACCAUCGUCGCCGCCACCAACUGCACCGCUUGCAACGACAUCAACUGCACCACUGCCAACGCCACCAACUACACCACCAGCGCCACCAACUGCACCACCACCGCCAUCGAAGGCACCACCACCGUUGCCGCCACCAACUGCACCACCUGCAACGACAUCAACUGCACCACCGCCAACGCCACCAACUGCACCACCACCGCCACCAACUGCAGUAGCACUGCCACCAAUUGCACCAGCACUGUCACCAAUUGCACUACCACUACCAAUUACACAAUCAAAAGCGAGACGCACACCACCACCAGUGAUUUCAGACCAUGUUUCAGAUGUGUGGCGAGCACUGGAUGUGAGGGCGAUGGUUCUUUUGAGCCUGCUCUCACAAAUCACUCUCUUUGUCUUGGGAAAUCGUAGAAAGCACAGUGUUAGCCCUGUCAACAAAUCGAUUCUCUGGUUAGCCUACCAAGGCAAAGAUUUGAUCAGCAUUGCUGCUCUUGCUAUGAGACCGGAUCACUAUGAUUACCUCUGUUAUAAGGAGUAUCCCCUGCCCUUCAAAACGAGAAUGAGAACCUAUCUAAGGGACACCAAAAAUCAAGUCAAGUCAAUUCUGCAAGGCUGGCUUGAAAGUGACAAGCUAAGGAGUGGUAAUCAUUUGACUCAUUUCGACAUAGCUGUUGUAGAACUGGGAUUUAUAUUUGAUGUUGUUUACACAAAAACUCCUUUGAUUUAUACUUGGAAAGGAUGCAUCCUGCGCCUCAUCAGCUUCACUCUUUCUAUUGGAACUCUGCUUUUCUUCAUCUUCCAGUUAUCAUUCGGGGGUUUGAUGCUGAACAAAAUAGAACCACGUGAUGUUUUCUUAACAAUGUGCAUGUUGGUUGAAACUGUUGCACUGGAUAUUUGUUCUGUGCUCUCAAAUCUUUGUUCUGAUUGGGGAGUAAUUUUUAUGUAUGACAAAUGUUCGGCACCCAAAAUUCUCCAGUAUGCCUUGCAAUACUUUCCUUGCUUCUUAAGUCAACAGAAGGAGCGGUCAGCUUGGAUGGGACAAUUUGAUUUGUUGGAUUAUUGCUGGAAUUCUAGGAUGGUCGGGGUUUAUAGGUUUCUACAAAAGCACUGUAGCGGUGAUAUUCUUGAAAAUUGUCUUAGGUCAAAGCAUACCAAAUUUGUGGAAGUUCCAAGCUCUUUGAAGCCAAAAGAGGUUUACCAAAGUCGGCUAGAUUCCUUCUUCGUCUCGAGUGAUUCCUUUGAAGCAACAAGGGGGCAGAGGACGCUUGUUGAACUGGGGGAGAGAAUAUCUGAUAUACGUGCUGACCUCGAAUGUAGCAUCAAAAUCCACUUUGAUGCUAGUAUCAUAGUCUGGCACCUGGCCACAAGUAUUUGUUACCAUCAAGAUUUGGAGAAUCCCAAUAAUGCUUCCAAUGAAGCCAUGAAGAUCAGCAAAUAUUUGUCAGAUUAUAUGAUGCAUUUGCUGGUCAUGCGACCUGCUAUGCUACUGACUGACGAUUGUCCGAGUUCCUCGUUGGAUUGUGCUCUUAAUGAGCUCACGGUCCUUAUAUCUGAGGCAUCAAAUAAGGUCCCUAUAUCUGAGGCAUCAAAUAAGGACGCUGCUGUGUAUUCACUGUUGCAGGACCUGCCCGAAAUCAGUGCCGAUACUGCGAUGGAGGAUCUGUCAAACAUAAGUGGCGAGAAUGGAAUGAAGAAUCUGCCAAAGUAUGCGGGAUACCUGGCCACAAAAUUGAACAGAAAUGGAGAUAAAUGGGAGCUGAUAAAAGCAAUGUGGAUUGAAAUGCUUCUUUAUGCAGCACAUUCGGACCAGUAUAUAAACAAUGUUAGGCAGCUGGCAGAAUACGGACGAGAAUUCAUUAGCAUAAUCUGGGUCAUGGGAAGCUAUAGUGUCAUACGAGAAGUGAUAGAGGAGGAUUGUGUAAAGUAGGAGUAGCCAUUAUGCUCUCAGACUUUGCUGAAGAGAAUUUAUGGGUGUUCAGUGUUCUUGUGUAUUUGAGAAAGUGUGCCAGUAUUGAUGCAAUUAGUAUCAUUGUUUCUUGUGCAGUCCCUUUUCCAAAUUUUUUUUUUUUUUUUGAUGGUGUGUUUCUUGUGUAAUCUAGUUCUUGGACUUGAAAUAAAUAUCGGACAAUUGC
Rubroshorea leprosula is the source of this 2828-nucleotide messenger RNA. NCBI's taxonomy places the organism in Eukaryota, Viridiplantae, Streptophyta, Magnoliopsida, Malvales, Dipterocarpaceae. The record is from the annotation of a GenBank genome assembly.